Molecule: messenger RNA, 5488 nt
Organism: Myxocyprinus asiaticus (Chinese sucker)
Lineage: Eukaryota; Metazoa; Chordata; Actinopteri; Cypriniformes; Catostomidae
Product: transient receptor potential cation channel subfamily M member 1-like
Exons: 25
Coding region: 455-5320 (1621 amino acids)
Biological process (GO): calcium ion transport into cytosol; protein tetramerization
Cellular component (GO): membrane
Molecular function (GO): calcium channel activity
Source: RefSeq, a predicted model, not a curated record
UGUAGCGCUUAAAGAAUGUGAUUUAAGGGGCCGGGUGGGGUUGUGAGGCUAUCAAAGUAGAUUUGUUGUGCCUUGCUCCAGCAAGGGAUGAAAAUACCCUGUGGGCAAGGAGAGAGGGGUCAUGGGACUCCCAAAAGGAUUACCUUGAACUGGAGUCAUGGGACUUGCCUCAAACAAAGAGCCUGCUCACAUGCUCAUCAUAUGAACAGCCCCUCAUAAAGUGGUGAAGUUUCAUGUCUUGUGGGAUUCAGUGGUCACCAACACUGUGGGAGAGAGCACCCCUCACCAGCGGAGCUCCAGGAGGGACAUUGAUGCAGAAAGUUUCCCUGUUGAACCUUCUUGAAGUCGACUAGUGGCUCCACAGAAAACUUGGAUUGAGAAAACCUUUUUCAAACGAGAAUGUAUCCAUAUAUCUCCUGCCAAGGACCCAACCCGGUGCGCCUGUGGUUAUCUCAUGACUCAGCACCAACAAGUCACCAACAAGCCCUCAGAAGAGAACAAGCUCGUUCAAGUGGACCCACCUCAAGAGAAAUGGUUGGUGGUCAGACAUACCCAGACCGCCCCUACAGAUGCAUAUGGCACCAUUGAAUUUCAGGGUGGAGGAUUUGUCAACAAGGCCAUGUAUAUCCGGGUGUCAUAUGAUACCAAGCCAGACAGCUUGCUGCAUCUCAUGGUGAAAGAAUGGCAGCUGGAGCUGCCUACUUUGCUUAUAUCCGUUCAUGGUGGCCUCCAGAACUUUGACCUGCCACCCAAAAUAAAGCAGGUAUUUGGGAAAGGACUGAUCAAGGCUGCCGUGACUACUGGAGCCUGGAUCUUCACUGGUGGAGUUAGCACUGGAGUUAUACGGCAUGUUGGAGAUGCUUUGAAGGACCACUCCUCUAAAUCCCGAGGGAAAGUCUGUGCCAUAGGCAUCGCUCCAUGGGGAAUCCUGGAGAGCAAAGAGGAUCUAUUAGGGAAAGAUGUGACCAAACCAUACCAGGCUAUUUCCAACCCAUUGAGCAAGCUUGCCGUUCUCAACAAUAGCCACUCGCACUUCAUACUCUCUGAUAACGGCACAUGUGGGAAAUACGGGGCGGAGGUCAAACUGCGUAGACAGUUGGAGAAACACAUUUCCCUGCAGAAGAUUAACACCCGUUUGGGGCAGGGUGUACCAGUGGUUUGUUUGAUUGUGGAGGGAGGUCCAAAUGUGAUCUCCAUUGCUCUGGAGAGUCUGCGUGAAGAACCACCCGUGCCUGUAGUGGUUUGUGACGGUAGUGGCCGAGCCUCGGACAUUAUUUCCUUCGCUCACAAGUACUCAGAGGUAGAAGGACUGGUAAAUGAAGACGUAAAAGAGCAGCUGCUAGUCACCAUCCAGAAAACCUUUAACUACAACAAGACCCAGUCAGGGCAGAUUCUGCUCAUGGUCAUUGAAUGCAUGAAGAAGAGAGAGCUGAUAACAGUCUUUCGAAUGGGCGCUGAGGGACAAGACGACAUUGAAAUGGCCAUCCUCACUGCGUUACUGAAAGGCACAAAUGCAUCCGCUCCAGAUCAGCUGAGUCUGGCUUUGGCUUGGAAUAGAGUGGACAUAGCACGCAAUCAAAUCUUUGUGUAUGGACACAACCUACCAGUGAACUCUCUUGAGCAGGCCAUGAUGGAUGCUAUAGUUCUAGACAGAGUGGACUUUGUCAAACUACUCAUAGAAAACGGUGUAAACAUUCAUCAUUUUCUAACCAUCCCUCGAUUAGAGGAGUUAUACAACACUAAACUUGGACCUGCCAACACUUUACAUAUAGUAGUCAGAGAUGUUAAAAAGGUAAAGCUGCUAACAUUUGUUCAUUUGAUUUCAAAGGGGAACCUCCCACCAGAUUACCAAAUCACAUUGAUUGACAUUGGACUGGUGGUGGAGUACCUAAUGGGAGGGGCAUAUCGCUGUCACUACACAAGGAAAAACUUCAGAGCUCUCUACAACAACCUCUAUGGACUGAAGAGACCAAAAGCCCUGAAGCUUCUUGGAAUGGAGGAUGAUGAGCCAAGACCAAAAGGUAAGAAGAAGCAAAAGAAGAAGAAAGAAGAGGAGGAGGAUAUUGACGUCGAUGAUCCCGAGGUCAGCCGCUUCCCCUACCCAUUUCAUGAGCUAAUGAUGUGGGCAGUGCUGAUGAAGAGGCAGAAGAUGGCUCUGUUCCUGUGGCAGAGGGGUGAGGAGGGCAUGGCUAAAGCUCUGGUGGCCUGUAAGCUCUACAAAGCCAUGGCUCAUGAGUCUUCUCAAAGUGAGAUGGUGGAUGACAUUUCCCAGGACCUCGAUAACAACUCCAAGGAGUUUGGAACCUUGGCUUAUGAGUUGCUGGAUCAGUCUUACAAACAUGAUGAGCAGCUGGCCAUGAAGCUGUUGACCUACGAGUUAAAGAACUGGAGUAACUCCACAUGUCUGAAGCUGGCAGUGGCUGCAAAGCACAGAGACUUCAUCGCUCACACCUGCAGUCAAAUGCUCCUCACUGACAUGUGGAUGGGCAGCCUGAGAAUGGGCAAAAACCCUGGACUUAAGGUGAUACUCAGUCUCAUUUUCCCACCUCUUAUCCUGCUGUUGGAUUUCCGUCUGGGUGAUGACAUGUCUCAUCAAGUCUCAGCAGAUACUGAGGACAGGAAGGCCAAGGAUGAUGAUAACAAGUCCAGCCGGGAUGUCAAUGCAGAUGCAGCUUCUAAGAAAGGAGAUGAGGAGGAGGGCAAUAAAAACAUGAGGCGGAUUCCUAUCGGCAGGAAAAUCUUUGAGUUCUAUAAUGCCCCUUUCACCAAAUUUUGGUUCAACACUAUUUCCUACCUUGGCUAUCUAAUGCUUUAUAAUUAUAUAGUCCUGGUGAAGAUGGAGCGCUGGCCCUCAUUACAAGAGUGGAUCGUCAUUUCAUACAUAAUCACUCUGGGCCUAGAGAAAGUCAGACAGAUCCUGAUGUCAGAGCCAGGAAAGCUCAGACAAAAGAUAAAUGUGUGGUUAGAAGAGUACUGGAACAUCACAGACCUGGUGGCCAUCUCCACCUUCCUGCUCGGGCUACUGCUUAGGCUGCAGAGUGAACCCUACAUGGGCUACGGCCGUGUGAUCUACUGUGUGGACAUCAUCUUCUGGUAUAUCCGGGUGCUGGACAUUUUCGGGGUCAACAAGUACCUUGGACCCUAUGUCAUGAUGAUUGGAAAAAUGAUGAUUGACAUGCUGUACUUCGUGGUGAUCAUGUUGGUGGUGCUGAUGAGUUUCGGUGUGGCACGACAGGCCAUCCUCCACCCAGACGAGGUGCCCACGUGGCGCUUAGCCCGCAACAUCUUCUACAUGCCCUAUUGGAUGAUCUAUGGAGAGGUGUUUGCGGAUUCGAUAGACCCCCCCUGUGGAGAAAAUUUAUACGAUGAAGAUGGGAAAAAACUUCCGCCCUGCAUUCCUGGAGCCUGGCUCACCCCUGCCAUCAUGGCCUGCUAUUUGUUAGUAGCCAACAUCCUCCUCGUCAACUUGCUCAUUGCUGUCUUCAACAACACCUUCUUUGAGGUUAAGUCCAUCUCCAACCAGGUGUGGAAGUUCCAGCGAUAUCAACUGAUCAUGACCUUCCAUGACAGACCUGUGCUGCCUCCACCUAUGAUUAUCUUCAGCCAUCUCUACAUCCUGUUACGCAGACUCUGCUGCCGCUGUAGCAAGAAAAAGGAGGGAGAAUUGGAUGAGAAGGAUAAAGGAUUAAAGCUCAUUCUUACCCCCGAUGAGCUGAAGAUGCUGUAUGAGUUUGAGGAGCAAUGUGUGGAGGAAUAUUUCAGGGAGAAAGAAGACGAGCAACUGUCCUCAAAUGAUGAGCGUAUAAGGGUUACAAAUGAAAGGGUGGAAAACAUGUCCAUGCGCCUUGAGGAGGUGAAUGAGAGGGAGAACACAAUGAAGGCCUCCCUUCAGACGGUUGAUCUCCGUUUGUCCCAACUGGAAGACAUCCAUGGCCGAAUGGUGAAUGCCCUGGAGAGACUGGUAGGAAUCGACCACGCUGAACUGACCCGGGCACGUUCAACGGCCUCCUCUAUUUGUGACCUCUCCUCUCUCCAACGUCACAGCAGUAUAAACAGUGCUGAUGGGUACAGCCUCUACCGCUACUACCUGGGUGUUGAUGACCGUCCUCCUGAGGAAAAAGAGGGGGAUCAGGGUAAAACAAUAAGCACUAUGAACAUCAACACAAAAGAAUAUGGGCAGAACCUGGAGGUAGAUGUUCCAGGGAUAAAAAGACGUCUUGGCUCAUGUGUGGACAUCCGGAUCUUCCCUUGUGAGAAGGGAGUCGAGAACGUUAAUCAGGUUGAAGGGACACAGCCACAAUCACCAAAAUAUCCAAUUCCUGACAUUCAGAGUUCUUUGGAUUGUGCCACAACAAAAGAUUUGAUGAUGGGGAGGGCUAAACUUGAGGCAACUAUGUCCUUCCCUCUUGAAAAGGUUAAAGCAUUCAGAUACUAUCCAGAAGAAAUACAAAGUACAUCGCCGUCCACUGUACAAAGGUGUAGCAGCACAAUCUUGUUUGAUCAAACAAGUGGAAGGGAAGAGACUCGAUUGGGGGGAUGCAUGGAUGGGUCUCCAGAUAUGAGACGUUGGAGUGCUGACUAUGAGUAUAAGGUACAUCCCAGUCUUUUUGGACAGACGCCAAAUGUAUCGAUGGUUAGACCAUUGGUAGAUCAAAUUGACAAGUUUAACAAUGGUUUCAAGGUAGAGCAGCAUUCUGACGAGCCUGGGCUGCAGAGGCCAAGAGUUUCUUCUAGAUAUAAUAAGGAGGAAAUGGGCUCUGAAGAUGGGGAUAAGACAGCGGACAGUUCAGAUGGACUGAUGAGUAAGGAAGGUAAUCAGUUGAUAACAGAAGAUGAGAUAACAAAGGAUGGAGAGCAAGACUCAGAAGGGACAACUGGCAAAGAGGGACAGCAAGAUGUAGAUCAGGUAAAACAGGAAGACAGGAGUGAGACCAUUGAGAAAUGGGACAAAUGUGUGAAUACUGAACUAGAGGGGACAAAGGAACCAGAAGGUGAUCCUGAAGGAGGUCUUGGAAAAGAAGAAAGUCAUGAGAAGAAGAAUGAAAAGGAUGAGAUGUCUAUGGAUGCAGGUGCCAGCAGUUCUGAAGUCCAAGCUGAGAGAAGCCAACUGCUUCAGCCUGAAGAUACAGUAUUCCUCCAUGGAAGAUCUAAGAGCUGGUCCACAAAACCUUGCAAGUCCUUAGGAAACAGCUUGAAAAGGACAUAUGGAUCCAGCAGUGAGAGAGACCUUGCUGGAGCAUAUGGAGACUCUAUUGACUCUACUGAACCUGGAAAGCCAACAGAGAAGACAACAGAGCACACAUCUUCAAAUAAGCCGUAGAGAACAAAGAGGAAGUCCUAGAGUGAGUCCAAUAUAGCCCAACAGUGCCUGCCCACUUUUUCAGCCGCCUUGGCUCCAGAAGUAUUUUUCCCAUUAAUUUCUUCCACAGGGAUUUUAUAAAAUCCUUCAUAAAAGAGUUUUAAUCCAUGAACCAAACCAACCAGCUCC